AUGGCAGCACAAUUUAACUUACCAGAAAAUACAGAUGACUGGACAAAAGAGGAUGUAAAUCAGUGGUUAGAAAGUCAUAAAAUUGAACAAAAACACAGAGCAAUUUUGACUGCACAAGAUGUGAAUGGUGCAAACUUGAAGUACUUAACUAAAGAUCACCUUGUUGCUAUGGGCAUAACAUUUGGACCAGCUAUCCAAAUAGAACAUCUCUUCAAAGAGUUGCUGGAGACAUCCUCUGGAGAUCCUUUCCAGACACGUAAGAGUGGAAAAGGCAGUAAAAGUGUUCCUAAAACACAGGAGAAAGAUGGAGGGACUUCAAAACAAAAGAAUAAAAAGAAAUCAGAUACAGUUAAUGACUCUACGGUGAGUACAGUUACUAAAGGUUCUAAGUCACUGAAAAAUGAGUUCAUGGAAGAUGAAAUAGAUGACACAAAGAAAAAGCAGCCAUCCACAGAACCGACAUGCAUGGCAUACCCUUUCGAUGAAUUCAGUGAUCCAUAUCGUUACAAACUGAAUUUUAAACUACAGCCUGAAACAGGACCACUCAAUCUCAUUGACCCAAUACAUGAAUUCAAAGCCUUCACAAACACAGAAACAGCCACGGAAGAGGAUGCUAAAAUGAAAUUUAGCAAUGAGGUUUUCCGAUUUGCUUCUGCUUGUAUGAACUCACGUACCAAUGGCACCAUUCAUUUUGGAGUCAAGGACAAACCUCACGGAACAAUUGUUGGUGUGGAAUUUACCACCAUCACCAAGGAAGCCCUCAUUGACCACUUCAAUCUGAUGAUCCACCAAUAUUUUGAAGACCACCAGGUCCAAAAAGCAAAGAAUUGCAUUCGAGAGCCAAGAUUUGUAGAAGUUUUACUGCCAAAUAUUACUCUAUCUGACAGAUUUGUUAUUGAAGUGGAUGUUGUUCCAAAAUAUUCUGAAUGUGAAGUUGAUUAUUUCCAGAUUAAAAUGCAAAAUUAUAGCAACACAAUAUGGAAACCAAGUCCAAAAUUCUCAGUCUUUGUGCGAGAUGGGGCCAGUUCUAAGGACAUCAUGAAAAGUAAUGCAGAUUUCAAAGCAUUUAAAUUAGAUUUGAAAAGACUGGCAGAAUCUAGGAAAGAGGCAGAAGAGAAAUGCAGAGUGAAAACAAAUAAAAAAGAGAGCGAGGGGCCAAAGCUUGUUAAAUUGUUGACAGGAAAUCAGGAUUUGUUAGAUAAUUCAUACUACGACUGGUACAUUCUUGUAAUAAACAAAUGCCACCCUACACAAAUCAAACACUUAGAUUUCCUAAAGGAAAUUAAAUGGUUUGCUGUGUUGGAGUUUGAUCCUGAAUCUGUGAGCAAGGGUGUGGUCAAAGCAUUCAAAGAAACCCGAGUAGUAAAUCUUCACGUCCCAAGUUUGUAUAUGGAGGGGAAAACCACAAAUGAGAAGAUUACUAGUCUGAAUCUUUAUCAACAACUCAGCUGGAUUUUCUGCAAUGGCCGGUUAGAUCUUGACAGUGAAAAGUAUAAACCUGUAGAUGCAAGUUCCUGGCAAAGAGAAAAAGCGUCUGAAGUCAGGAAACUGAUUUCAUUUCUUACCCAAGAAGACAUAAUGCCAAGAGGGAGGUUUUUGGUGGUAUUUCUAUUACUCUCCUCUGUUGACGACCCAAGAGACCCACUCAUUGAGACCUUCUGUGCUUUCUACCAAGAUCUCAAAGGAAUGGAAAAUAUAUUGUGCAUUUGUGUAGACUCACGCAUAUGUCAGGGAUGGAAAGAUCUACUUGAAGCAAGAUUAACAACACAGCAAGAUGAAUUAUCAAACCAAUGUGUUUCUUCUUUAAGUCUUGAAGAAAUAAAUGGAACUAUUCUUAAGCUAAAAUCUGUGACUCAAUCUUCCAAGAGAUUUUUACCAUCUAUUGGUUCAUCUACUGUCCUUCUGAAAAAAGAAGAAGAUAUCAUGACUGCUCUGGAAAUUCUCUGUGAAAACGAAUGUGAAGAUACAAUCUUAGAGAAGGACAAAAAAAAAUUACUUGAAUUCAAAGCAUUGAAAGAGGAAGAUUUUUAUCGAGGAGGCAAAGUAACAUGGUGGAAUUUCUACUUUUCUUCUGAAAACUAUUCUUCCCCUUUUGUGAAAAGGGAUAAAUAUGAAAAACUUGAAGAAAUGAUUCAAAGAGGGGCAGAUUCUUCUAAGCCGACAUGUGUCAAAAUUAUUCAUCUGUAUCAUCAUCCAGGCUGUGGUGGGACUACGUUGGCUAUGCAUAUUCUCUGGGAACUAAGGAAGAAAUUCAGAUGUGCUGUGCUGAAAAACAAGACAGUGGAUUUUUCUGAAAUUGGAGAACAAGUGACUAAUUUAAUAACCUAUGGGACAACAAAUAAUCAGGAAUACUUACCUAUAUUACUGCUUGUUGAUGAUUUUGAAGAACAGGAUAAUGUCUAUCUUCUGCAAGCUUCUAUUCAAACAGCUGUAGCUAAUAGGUAUAUUCGAUAUGAGAAACCUCUAGUGAUCAUCCUAAAUUGCAGGAGAUCACAGAAUCCUGAAAAAAGUGCAAAGAUCUCAGACAGUAUUGCCCUAAUACAACAACUGUCUCCCAAGGAACAGAGAGCUUUUGAGCUUAAAUUGAAAGAAAUUGAAGACCAACAUGAAAACUUUCAAGAUUUUUAUUCCUUCAUGAUUAUGAAAACCAACUUUAAUAAAAAGUACAUAGAAGAUGUGGUCAGGAAUAUUCUGAAAGAACAAAAUAUUUCCACCAAGGAAGCAAAGCUUUUUUCCUUUCUGGCCCUUCUUAACUCAUAUGUGCCAGAUACCACCAUUUCACUAUCACAGUGUGAAAAGUUCCUAGGAAUCACAAACAAGAAAUCUUUCUGGGGAACAGAAAAAUUUGAAGACAAAAUGGGCACCUACUCUACAAUUCUAAUAAAAACAGAGGUGGUAGAAUGUGGGAACUACUGUGGAGUACGCAUUAUUCACCCUUUGAUUGCCAUUCGUUCCCUGGAAGAAUUGAAGAUAAGCUAUGACUUGGAUAAGAGUCAGAUUAUGCUGAACAUGCUAACAGAAAAUUUGUUCUAUGAUACUGGAAUAGGAAGAAGCAAAUUUUUAGAAGAUGUGCAAACACUGCUGCUCACAAGACAGCGCAAUGAAAAUGAAGGUGAAACAGGAACUUUGUUUUCCCCAUUCAUUGAAGCAUUACAUAAAGAAGAAGGGAAUGUGGCAGUUCAAAAAGUAUUACGUGAAGGUACUCGUCGGUUCAACCCAAAUGCAUUCAUUUGCCAAGCCUUGGCAAGACAUUUCUACAUUAAAGAGAAGGACUUUCACAGUGCUCUACAUUGGGCAAAUCAAGCAAAAGAGAUAGAACCUGACAAUUCUUAUAUCUCAGAUACACUGGGUCAAGUCUUCAAAAGUAAAAUAAGAUGGUGGAUAGAAGAUAAUGAAAGAAACAGGAGCAUUUCUGUUGAUGAGCUAUCUGGUCUUUUGGAUUUAGCAGUAUGUGCCUCAAAUGCAUUCAAGGAAUCCCAACAGCAAAGUGAGGAUAGGGAGUAUGAAGUUAAGGAAAGGUUUUAUCAGAAGUCAAAAAGGCGGUAUGAUACUUACAAUAUAGCUGGCUAUCAAGGGGAGAUAGAAGUUGGGCUCUACACAAUCCAGAUUCUCCAGUUCAUUCCUUUUUUUGACAGUAAAAAUGAACUGUCUAAAAGAGAAAUGAUCAAUUUUAUAUCAGGAAGUACAGAUAUUCCUGGAGAUCCAAACAAUGAAUUUAAAUUAGUCCUCAAGAACUUUAUUUCUUACCUAACCAAUUUGAAAUUUUCUUUGAAAAAGUCCUUUGAUUUUUUUGAUGAAUACUUUGUCCUUCUAAAACCUAGGAACAAUAUUAAGCAAAAUGAAGAGGCCAAAACUCGGAGAAAGGUGGCUGGGUAUUUUAAGAAGUAUGCAGAUAUAUUUGGCCCCUCAGAGGAAUUACAGUACAAAGAUUUUUGUCCAAAGCUUAGUGUGCCACUUCAGGUAGAGCUAUAUCGGAGAAGCCUGGAAGUUUUAAAAGCAGACAAGUUUUCUGGACUCUUGGAAUAUCUUAUCAAAGCUCAAGAAGAUGCUAUACACACCAUGGAAGAUAUAAUGAACAAAUAUACUUUUCUCUUUGAACAAUGCACUGUCAGAAUCCUGCCAAAGGAAAAGCAAAAUUUCAUCCUGGCCAACAUCAUUCUCUACUGUAUUAAACCGACCUCCAAAAUAGUGAAGUCAAUUAAAAAACUGAAAGAUCAGCUUCGAGAAGUCUUACAACAAGUAGGAAUGUCAUAUCGGUAUCCAGAACCUUAUUUCCUAGCUUCCCUCUUAUUCUGGCCAGAAAACCAACAACUAGAUCAAGAUUCUAGACUAAUGGAAAAGUAUGCUUGGUCACUGGAAAAUUCUUUUCGGGGACAAUAUAAGCAUAUGUAUCGUACAAAGCAACCAAUUGCCUAUUUCUUUCUUGGGAAAGGUAACAAUAUGAACAGACUUGUUCACAAAGGAAAAAUUGAUCAAUGUUUUGAAAAGACAGCUGAUAUUAAGUCCCUGUGGCAGAGUGGAGAUGUAUGGAAGGAGACAAAAGUCCAAGAGCUUUUGCUUCGGUUAAAGGGACGAGCUGGAAAUAACUGUUUAUACAUAGAAUAUGGAAUCAAUGAAAAAAUCACAAUACCCAUCACACCUGCUUUUCUGGGUCAACUCAGAAGUGGUAGAAGCAUAGAAAAAGUAUCUUUUUACCUGGGAUUUUCCAUUGGAGGCCCACUUGCUUAUGACAUUGAGAUUAUUUAA
Messenger RNA from Budorcas taxicolor (takin), 4746 nucleotides. Its product is annotated as sterile alpha motif domain-containing protein 9-like. The record is from RefSeq and is a predicted model, not a curated record. The transcript has a single exon. Gene Ontology annotation, molecular function: protein binding. Lineage: Eukaryota; Metazoa; Chordata; Mammalia; Artiodactyla; Bovidae. The coding region runs from base 1 to 4746 and encodes 1581 amino acids. Gene Ontology annotation, cellular component: cytoplasm.